UUUCUACCUUAGCUCUUUGAGGUUCUAGAGACAACCUGAUGGAUGAUAUUGAAAGGGCAGUGGAUGAUAGUGUAAAUACUUUCAAAGUUCUCAUAAGGGAUAAAUGUCUUGUACCUGGAGGGGGAGCAACAGAAAUUGAAUUGGCCAAACAAAUAACAUCAUAUGGAGAGACUUGUCUUGGUCUUGAACAAUAUGCUAUUAAAAAGUUUGCUGAAGCAUUUGAAGCUAUUCCACGGGCACUGGCAGAAAACUCUGGAGUUAAAGCCAAUGAAGUCAUUUCUAAACUAUAUGCAGUGCACCAAGAAGGAAAUAAAAAUGUUGGAAUAGAUAUUGAGGCUGAAGUUCCUGCUGUAAAAGACAUGUUGGAAGCUGGUAUCUCAGCUACUUACCUGGGAAAAAACUGGGCUAUUAAAUUGGCCACUAAUGCUGCAGUCACUGUAGUUAGAGUGGAUCAGAUCAUCAUGGCAAAACCAGCUGGUGGUCCCAAGCCUCCAAGUGGGAAGAAAGAUUGGGAUAAUGACCAAAACGAUUGAAUGGCUUCUUUUACUGUAGGUGAAGGUUAUAUUCGUAGUGUAGGACUUGCCUAAGUUUUCUUAUCUUCUUAAAUUAAGAAGUGUUGUGUUUAUAUCGUCAGCUGAAUAAAUGUUACU
Messenger RNA from Perognathus longimembris pacificus (Pacific pocket mouse), 650 nucleotides. RefSeq names its product T-complex protein 1 subunit theta-like. The record is from RefSeq and is a predicted model, not a curated record. Gene Ontology annotation, biological process: protein folding. The transcript is spliced from 2 exons. Bases 39 to 533 code for a protein of 164 amino acids. Gene Ontology annotation, cellular component: chaperonin-containing T-complex. Gene Ontology annotation, molecular function: ATP-dependent protein folding chaperone; ATP binding. Lineage: Eukaryota; Metazoa; Chordata; Mammalia; Rodentia; Heteromyidae.